AUGGGAGACAUCACUCAAAAAGGAUAUGAGAAGAAAAGGGCAAAGCUGUUAGCACGGUACAUACCACUCAUUCAAGGUGUGGAUCCAUCCCUGCAAGCAGAGAACCGAGUCCCAGGCUCUUCGCAAGCUACAGCUGCUGUGUCCAAACAGCAGAAGUCCCGUUCUACCAACUCAAGGGAUGAGCGCUUUCGAUCUGACGUCCACACUGAAGCAGUACAAGCAGCACUGGCCAAAUACAAAGAGAGGAAAAUGCCCAUGCCUUCAAAAAGACGAUCUGUUCUCGUGCACUCUUCAGUAGAAACGUACACGCCUCCAGACACAUCGUCAGCAUCAGAAGAUGAGGGCUCCUUACGUCGGCAAGGGCGGAUCACCUCCACUCCGUUCCAGAGCCAUUCCAACGUAGAGCCCUGGCUUAACCGGGUCAUUCAGGGCUCCUCCACCUCAUCCUCUGCAUCCUCCACCUCAUCUCAUCCAGGAGGGAAACCUGCUGCUGCUUCCAAUACUGCUACUGCCAGCGCUGCUGCCACUGUGAUUGCAGAUCUUAUGGCACACACCCAGCUAGAAAACCACUCUACACCUCCUGAUGUGACUACGGGCCUAGUGGAACACUUGCAUCAUGAGCGCCCCCAGGUAGCAUCAGUACGAGGAGUCCCCAGAGGCUACAGCAGCAGCAUUUUGGAAACUGCAGAUGGUGUCCCAGUGAAUAGCAGAGUGUCCUCUAAAAUCCAGCAGCUUCUAAAUACCUUGAAAAGACCAAAACGCCCACCCUUGAAAGAGUUUUUUGUUGAUGAUUUUGAAGAACUGCUAGAAGUACAACAGCCUGAUCCGAAUCAACCAAAGCCAGAGGGAAAUCAAAUGAAUGUCCUUAAAGGUGAACCCUUAGGUGUGGUAACCAACUGGCCCCCUUCUCUGCUGGCUGCCCUACAGCGCUGGGGAACUACCCAACCAAAAGCGCCGUGUCUGACUGCACUGGAUACCACAGGCAAAGCUGUUUAUACGCUCACCUAUGGCAAGUUGUGGAGUCGGAGCUUGAAGUUAGCGUAUACCCUGUUAAACAAACUGACUGCUAAGAAUGAACCACUGCUCAAGCCUGGAGACCGGGUGGCUCUUGUAUUUCCUAAUAGUGACCCAGUGAUGUUCAUGGUGGCAUUUUAUGGAUGUCUCCUGGCAGAACUUAUUCCUGUCCCAAUAGAAGUUCCUCUAACAAGAAAGGAUGCUGGCAGCCAACAGAUUGGAUUUCUUUUGGGCAGCUGUGGAGUAACAUUAGCUUUAACCACCGAUGCUUGUCAAAAAGGCCUUCCUAAAGCUCAGACUGGAGAGGUAGUUACAUUCAAAGGUUGGCCACGUCUGGUUUGGUUUGUAAUUGAUGGGAAGCAUCUGGCUAAGCCGACUAAGGACUGGCAUCCGCAAGUACGGGAUGCCAGUGCUGAGAUUGCUUAUAUAGAAUACAAGACAAGUAAAGAGGGCAGCACAGUGGGCAUUACUGUAUCUCAUGCCUCCAUGCUGGCACACUGUCAUGCAUUGACUCAGGCCUGUGGCUAUUCAGAAGCUGAAACACUAACAAAUGUCCUCGAUUUCAAAAGAGAUGCUGGCCUUUGGCAUGGAGUGCUAACAAGCGUUAUGAACAGAAUGCAUGUCAUCAGUAUUCCCUAUGCAUUAAUGAAGGUUAAUCCACUUUCAUGGAUACAGAAAGUCUGCUCAUACAAAGCCCGUGUAGCAGUAGUAAAAUCCCGAGAUAUGCAUUGGUCACUUUUAGCUCAGAGGGAUCAAAGAGAUGUCAGUCUGAGCUCUUUACGAAUGUUAAUAGUAGCAGAUGGAGCCAAUCCAUGGUCUAUAUCUUCAUGUGAUGCAUUCCUCAAUGUAUUUCAGUCUAGAGGUUUGAGACCAGAAGUAAUCUGUCCCUGUGCUAGUUCUUCAGAGGCUCUAACUGUCGCUAUUCGAAGACCUCCAGAAUUGGGUGGGCCCCCUCCGGGAAAAGCAGUGUUGUCUAUGAAUUGUUUGAGUUUCAGUGUGAUAAGAGUGGAUACAGAAGAGAAGUUGUCAGUCCUAACUGUACAGGAUGUUGGUCAAAUUAUGCCUGGAGCAAAUGUUUGUGUUGUGAAGGUGGAUGGAACUCCUUAUCUGUGCAAAGCUGAUGAGGUUGGAGAAAUCUGUGUGAAUUCAGGUGCGACCGGCAUGGCGUAUUUUGGCCUCCUUGGAAUCACCAAGAAUGUUUUUGAGGCCAUUCCAGUGACAGCAGCCGGUGUGCCUGUUUCAGAUCAACCUUUUACAAGAACAGGAUUGCUAGGCUUUGUUGGUCCGGACUACUUGGUAUUUGUGGUGGGAAAAUUGGACGGCCUGAUGACUGUGAGCGGCCGCAGGCACAAUGCAGAUGAUGUGGUGGCCACUGCAUUGGCAGUAGAGCCAAUGAAGUUUGUCUACCGAGGAAGGAUAGCAGUGUUUUCUGUGACCGUUUUGCAUGAUGAUCGAAUAGUGCUUGUGGCAGAGCAGCGCCCUGAUGCGUCAGAGGAGGAUAGUUUUCAGUGGAUGAGCAGGGUGCUACAGGCAAUUGAUAGCAUUCACCAAGUGGGCGUCUACUGUCUUGCCUUGGUGCCAGCCAACACUUUGCCAAAGGCUCCACUUGGAGGAAUUCAUAUUUCAGAAACCAAGCAGCGUUUUUUAGAGGGUGCCCUGCACCCUUGCAAUGUCUUAAUGUGUCCACAUACUUGUGUCACUAACCUGCCCAAGCCUCGACAGAAACAGCCAGAUGUUGGUCCUGCUUCAAUGAUAGUAGGGAACCUUGUUGCAGGGAAGAGAAUUGCACAGGCGUCUGGGAGAGAUGUUACCCAGUUGGAAGACAAUGACCAAGCAAGAAAGUUCCUGUAUUUAGCAGAUGUUCUUCAGUGGCGAGCCCAGACAACUCCAGAUCAUCCUCUCUUCCUGUUGUUAAAUUCCAAGGGCACUGUAGCUAGCACUGCGUCUUGCAUACAGCUGCACAAGAGAGCAGAGAGAGUGGCAGUUGCGCUCAUGGAGAAGGGACGACUGAAUGUUGGUGACCACGUAGCCCUGGUUUAUCCUCCAGGAGUAGACCUAAUAGCAACUUUCUAUGGUUGCUUAUAUGCUGGAUGUAUUCCUAUCACCGUUCGCCCCCCUCAUCCACAGAAUCUUGCUACCACUCUGCCCACUGUCAAAAUGAUUGUAGAGGUCAGUAAAUCUGCAUGUAUACUUACCACACAAGCGAUAAUGAAACUGCUGAAGUCUAAGGAAGCUGCAACAGCUGUAGAUAUUAAAACAUGGCCCACUAUUUUGGAUACAGAUGAUAUGCCCAAAAAGAAGCUGGCUAAUAUUUUUAGACCUCCAUCUCCAGAUAUGUUGGCAUACUUGGACUUCAGUGUGUCUACUACUGGUAUAUUAGCAGGAGUAAAGAUGUCACAUGCAGCUACCAGUGCCUUGUGUCGCUCGAUAAAACUCCAGUGUGAGCUGUACCCUUCACGUCAAAUUGCCAUCUGCCUUGACCCUUACUGUGGCUUGGGGUUUGCACUGUGGUGCCUGUGCAGCGUAUAUUCAGGUCAUCAGUCUAUUCUAGUCCCUCCUCUUGAACUGGAGAGCAACGUGUCCCUGUGGCUGUCUGCUGUAAGCCAGUAUAAAGUGCGUGUCACCUUCUGCUCUUAUUCAGUGAUGGAGAUGUGCACCAAAGGGCUUGGGACACAGACUGAUAUGCUGCGGAUGAAAGGAGUUAACCUGUCCUGCGUGCGAACAUGCAUGGUGGUUGCAGAGGAGAGACCAAGGAUUACAUUAACACAGUCUUUCUCAAAGUUAUUCAAAGACUUGGGCCUCUCUGCUCGUGCAGUGAGCACGACAUUCGGGUGCCGGGUCAAUGUAGCAAUUUGCUUACAGGGAACAGCAGGACCAGAUCCAACAACAGUCUAUGUGGAUAUGAGAGCACUUCGUCAUGACAGGUACAGAUUAU
Tinamus guttatus (white-throated tinamou) is the source of this 3949-nucleotide messenger RNA. The record is from RefSeq and is a predicted model, not a curated record. NCBI's taxonomy places the organism in Eukaryota, Metazoa, Chordata, Aves, Tinamiformes, Tinamidae.